Molecule: messenger RNA, 1313 nt
Organism: Podospora pseudocomata
Lineage: Eukaryota; Fungi; Ascomycota; Sordariomycetes; Sordariales; Podosporaceae
Exons: 4
Coding region: 1-621 (206 amino acids)
Source: RefSeq, a predicted model, not a curated record
AUGUCGGUGCCGGGCAUGCUAACUGGUGGCAAUUCUGCCUUUGCGGGGAUCGACAAGUCCUGGCUCAUUUUAACAAAGUGUUUGCCGUACGAUCUAGAUCUGGGCAACGUGGACGGUUAUGGGGUAUGGGGUGGUAGUAUGGGGGUGGGAGGAGUUGACUACCGCCGGAUAGCCUUUGCUCCGGGUGGAAUCACUUUCGACUCGCCUUGCAGUCAGGGGACGUUGUGGCCAAACAGAGACCAGAAUGGGUCUCCCAUGACCCUUGGGCUCCUCUCCAUGGGCUUGUCGACCGAGGCCACUGGAUGGAUGGAUGGAUGGAUGGAGAGUGUUGGUGAACCGGACAAGACACUCCUGGCGAAUCUCGCCUCCUCCCACUCGGCCUCCCUGUUCGAUAUAAUCAAGACCCCCCGUAGCCGUGGCCGGGACUCUCGGAUGAAUAUGAAAGCCGUGUGUGUGAAGUUUUGCUGGCAAGCUGCUAGCAGCUCCUCACCCGCAUACACACACACCUCUCUAUCCUUCCAUCAUAAACGGGAGCCAGCAUUUCAUCUUUCAUGGUGGUUUCGAAACGAUGUCCACUCUCCUCCUUCUCCUCCUCCACCCCGAAAUUGGGUUUCUGUUUGACCCCGUACGUAUGUACGUUUGCCAUCUAUCCACCAACAGCUUUUGUCCGGCUGCGAAGAUUCUUUACGAACUGUCCAAUGUUUGUUACUUGGCCAUGCUGUCGGCCCAUGCCGACCCGCAGAGAGCUCAUUUCGGGGUUUUCGAUGGCGAAGAUUAUUCGGGUCGUCCUCGGCGUAAGAUAGGUGAGGUUGGUGUAGUAGGGGGUUUUGAUGGGGUGGUGAGGAGUGUUAUGUAUGAACAUAACUUCUUGACCAGGUUGGCCUACCUUGGGGGUUUGUUGUAGAAUUCCUGGUUCAGAGGGUUGUCGACGCUGCGGGAGAGGUUUGAAGCUUGACCACCCGGAGGAAUGUGUAUUUCCCCCCCCCCACCAUGGUAGUAGUGCGGAUGCUUAGUAGGUCUCUGGUGUCUGGGAACUGGGUUUGAGCAAAGGCAUUGUUGCUCAAGAGGGAGGCAAGUGCCGAGGGUAUCAGUUGGAAUUUCAUCUUCAAACGGUUGCAGGGUAGGUAUCUGGCUUCAGGUGAGUGAUAUUUGGCUGGAUGUAGUCAUCAGCAAGCGUAUAUAUCUUUCAUGGACGUAGGUGUCGAAUGAUGUUUAGAGGUUGGAAUUUGGCCAAUAUUGUUAUUUCAUCCCCUCUCUCGUCCCGGCCUUGCCCGUGAUAUCAGAACAUUUGAAGUUCGAAUCAUCGUCCCCAU